Molecule: messenger RNA, 7382 nt
Organism: Paramuricea clavata
Lineage: Eukaryota; Metazoa; Cnidaria; Anthozoa; Malacalcyonacea; Plexauridae
Source: the annotation of a GenBank genome assembly
ACAUAACGUAUUUGCUACUCUUGACUAGCAACAUAGCAAUGGCGGUCAAAACAAAACGUUUGAAUGAUUUGAUGAAAGAGAUUUCUAAAGAAUUGCAACAGUAUGUUUUUAUUUGUUUGUAUAGUAUUGUUUUGUUAUUUUAGUUGAAUAUAGGCUUUUGCUUUAGGUGUUGCAUGUUAUGUUGCAGACUACACAACUAGUUGUUUAAAUACAAACCUGAGUGUUCACAAGCUGUUGACAACAAUGACAAGUUGUGUUCGCACAGUCUGCUUGUUCGCUGGGACUGUCGACUGUAUAGGACUUGUUGGAACUUGGAACAACCUUGCAACAAAUCUGAUCAUAUCAACAACUUGGAACAACCUUGCAACAAAUCUGAUCAUAUCAACAAGGUUGUUACAAGUUGUUCACAGCUUGUUCCAAACUUGUUGACAAUUUGGGACAAGCAGACUGUGGGCCAUUCCAUUUAAAAUCCACCCCCCCCCUGUUGACGAGGUUACUGAUUUUUGACACCUUCGGAAACAGUUUUCUGGAGGACCCCCCUCGGAAAUUUGCUAUUUUUGUAGAACUCCUUUGGAAAUUUACGAUUUUUCUCAAGCCCCUCGGAAAUACCUGUUGACGUGGUUCCAUUACGAUAGACCCCCUCGGAAAUUUUUGCGAAUUUAUUGGCCCCCGCCGGGAAAUUUUUGUCAACAGGUAGUCCCUUCCUCCCCCACCCCCCUCGGAAAUUUUAAAGAAAUAUUAUGACCCCUUGGAAAAUUUAAAAAAAAAUUUACCCCUUCAGAAAUUUUCCUUUUACAACCCCCUUGGAAAUUUCAACUUGGCACCCCCUUGGAAUUUUCGACCUUCUUCGGAAAAUCUAGUCAACAGGGGAGUGUGGAUAUUAAAUGGAAUGGCCCAGUGCAAACACAACUUGUUGACGGCUUGUUGGCAGACAUGCUACAAGAUGUGAGAUUUUUGUUACUUAAGUUGUUGUUUUUGUACAUUGCUGUUGCAGCACCUAGGUUUAAUUCUUGAUUGCAACAUUAUAGGUUACAGGGUGAUAUUAUGGACAUGACGGAAAUGUUCAAACAAAGACGGGAAACAGUGGAAAAACAUUGUGGGCAAUGUCGAGAUCUUUUUAAACCUUGGUAUGUCAUGAAAAACUUUGAAAGGACACUGUGGAUUAAAAACAUUAUUUUGUUACAAUAUUUGCUCAUUCCGUUACAGGCCAAGCAAAGUUGUUCAGUUGUAUAAUCCUAGUAGCCAAGCUGAUGAAAAAUUGGUGGAAACAGAUGGUAUAAAAUUUAGGUGUAACAUAAAUGUAAAUUACUAAUAAAAAUGUCCUGUGGUCUGCCUGGUUUCAUAUCCUGAAAAAGUUAAAGUAGGUCACAGGAAGCUAGGCUCUGUUUAUGCGUGUAUCUAGCCUUUGGUGCCCACCCACCCUAACCUGUGAUCAGGCGUUAUUUUUAGUGUGGGUAGAAUAUGGAUGCGUCAGCUUGAUUGCAGGUUACACCAACACUGUGGUCAAAUGUAAAAGGCAUGCAUGAGUAUAUUGAAAUGACGGGGGAAAUGUUUGCCAAAAUAAUAGGUCAGUAAACAUGGGAAAAUAAAAGCGUGUACUAUAUAAGGAAAUGACUGAAGCUAUAAGGUAGGGAAUUUCACUGUGUUUAAUUUCCUUAUAAAGUUAUACUGAGUUUAAACCAGGUUGUAAUUUUCUUUAAACUUUUUGCCAAUCUUGUUCCCCGAGCCUCGCAGGUUCGAGGAACGAGAUUGACUUUUUGCUAGAGCUUCAUGAAGGCAAUACUAUUCCCAGUCUUUUCAAUACAAACAGUCAAAAUAUGUGGAUGUUUGACUGCAGUGUUGGUUAUCACCACCCUAUUUGACUCCUUAUUUCAAGGUGGUUUAAUUGGGAAGGUGUGGGCAAGGGGUCGAUGCCCUAUAUAAUAAACAGAACAUUACAUGGUGGCUUAAAGAUAUGACUUUUAUCUUCUUGUGUUAAAAACAAUAUUUUACUCACUCGCUGCGCUCGUUCGUAAAAUAUUGUUUUCACCACUCGAAGAUAAAAGUCAUCUCUUCGUGCUGCUGUGUAAUAUCCUCUAUGUAUUUUUGAAAAAUUCUCCAAUCUCUAUUUGACCGAAUGCCCUAGAGCAUUAACCCCCUCCCCUCAAACAUGGCUGAAAUCUACAAGCUCCAAUAUGGUAAACGGUAAUGUAACAUUAAAUUGUUUCAGAGAAACUGAGCUGUGGUUUCUCUAAUCCUGAAAAUGAGAAAGAAGAACAGGAACUAGCAAUGCUUGACGACAUAUUGGCGAAAGCUCAACACGCAAGAGAUAUACAGAAUAAGGUUAUUGGAUAAUUUACUUUUUAGCAAUACAGACUCUAUGCCCCUGUCAAAUCAUGGGGGCAAGACAUCUUUGUACCAAGGGUCGAUCUUUCCAUGGCACUAGAGUUUGAGAGAAAAUAUCUUGGGUACAAAGUUGUGGAAGGGGGGGGGGGGACCAGUAUGUAUUUGCCUUGAACACUCAUUUGAACAUUUCAUAUAUUGACCAAUGGGAAAACUUCACACCCAAAGAAUUUUAAACAGUUCAUUAUAUAAACUUGCGUUUUAUAUGUAGAUGUCAAAACCCAGCAAGAAAUCUCACUCCGCAAAGUUAAAGUCUUCCAAUUUAUCAACUUCCCAAGUUAAGGAAACGAAACCCAAACCCAAAGUAUCAUAUCCUGUCCCCAAGAGACCAUCCUCAGCCAAAAGUACAUAUGCAGCGUCGUACGCAAAACCUACCGUUAAAAACAAAUCGCUGGGAACAGGUAAUUUUCAUUAGGGAUCCAGUAUACCACGCGGCAGCUCAGGCUUAUUGUAGAAUACUACCUAGUAAGUGUCUGAACUACCUGAAAAAGAUAUCUCAAACGUGGUGGUUCAGUGUAGGUAGUAUUCUACAAUAAGCUGUCGUGGUUUGUGUCUGAACUACCUGAAAAAGAUAUCUCGAACGUGGUGAUCCAGUGUAACUAGUAUUCUACAAUAAGCUGUCGUGGUUUGUGUCUGAACUACCUGAAAAAGAUAUCUCAAACGUGGUGGUUCAUUGUAGGUAGUAUUCUACAAUAAGCUGCCGUGGUUUGUGUCUGAACUACCUGAAAAAGAUAUCUCAAACGUGGUGGUUCAUUGUAGGUAGUACUCUAUACAAUAAGCUGUCGUGGUUUGUGUCUGAACUACCUGAAAAAGAUAUCUCAAACGUGGUGGUUCAUUGUAGGUAGUAUUCUACAAUAAGCUGUCGUGGUUUGUGUCUGAACUACCUGAAAAAGAUAUCUCAAACGUGGUGGUUCAUUGUAGGUAGUACUCUAUACAAUAAGCUGUCGUGGUUUGUGUCUGAACUACCUGAAAAAGAUAUCUCAAACGUGGUGGUUCAUUGUAGGUAGUAUUCUACAAUAAGCUGUCGUGGUUUGUGUCUGAACUACCUGAAAAAGAUAUCUCAAACGUGGUGGUUCAUUGUAGGUAGUACUCUAUACAAUAAGCUGUCGUGGUUUGUGUCUGAACUACCUGAAAAAGAUAUCUCAAACGUGGUGGUUCAUUGUAGGUAGUAUUCUACAAUAAGCUGUCGUGGUUUGUGUCUGAACUACCUGAAAAAGAUAUCUCAAACGUGGUGGUUCAUUGUAGGUAGUACUCUAUACAAUAAGCUGUCGUGGUUUGUGUCUGAACUACCUGAAAAAGAUAUCUCAAACGUGGUGGUUCAUUGUAGGUAGUAUUCUACAAUAAGCUGUCGUGGUUUGUGUCUGAACUACCUGAAAAAGAUAUCUCAAUACCUUCUUUCUUGAUUUGGUCAGGUACUAAAAAGACUUCAUCUGCAAAUAGAACAACUGUCGCGUCUCAACAGAAAUUAAGAAAGCAACCUGAACAAGGCAAAACAACAGAAAUUAAAUCUCUUGAGUCAAAAAAAUCUACGUGCAAGAAUCUAGUAUCUGGAAACCCCACCCAACGUUCAACUGAAAACAAAGUAUCGAGUAAACCGCAUCCUAGUGAAAGCACAAAUUCUGAACUUAACACGAAAACAACUACAGAUGCCAAGUUCUUAAUUUCCGAAAAAGGCUCCACAUUAACUAUACCAACGGAAUUUCGUGAAAUUUGCAAAGAGCACAAAAAGUUACUACGUCGUAUUCAGAAAGCCAGAACUUUUACACAAAGGCAAAGCGAAGACCAGUUUGUAAAAAAGGCAGAAGAAUUGUUUUGUCCGAAAUUGCAUCGUUUGCCAACUCUUUUGGAAUUGGAGGAAGAUAUGUACAGACUCGAGAAAGAAUAUAAAGAACUUCUUGGUUUUAUGAAAGUGAAGGUGUCGAAUAUGCAGUAUGCAAGAGAUACAGGUCAAAUGGAUGAGAGUUUUGAUCGGUUGGAAGAUUGGGGAACUGCAACGUCAAAAUUUAAACAGUCAAAUGAAGAGGUUCAGGUUCUCAAGGAAAGUAAGUAUGAGAAAAGAUGAAAGUCUGUAAGAUAUGAUGAUCUGGAAACUAGACAGAAGUCAUUGUCUUAUGUUUUUGUCUGAGUUUAUGUUAAUAGACCUUUUCCCUUAUGAGUGAAAUUUUGAUCUAGUCAAGUCUGGACAAGUCAUCUCAGCUUGAAAGAGCAUCACAAAAUUAGUAAUAUUCCGACGUUUCGUUGCGAAAUGUUGUAAAAUGCGGAUAAUAUAGCCCUGCGAAGUUUGCCGUUUUUUUCAGUCAUGCAUUUUGCAUUACAAAUGGGAAAUUGAUAAUCAGAUGAUCAAACUGAUUAUCAAUUUCCCGUUUGUAAUACAAAAUGAAUGAAAAACGGCAAACUUCGCAGGGCUAUAUUAUCCGCAUUUUACAACAUUUCGCAACGAAACGUCGGAAUAUUACUAAUUUUGUGAUGCUUUUUCAAGCUGUGAUGAAAUUUUUGUCUUAACUUGUCUAGAUCAAAAUUUCACUCGUAAGGGGAAAAGUCUAUUUGUACACCGCCACGGUGAUUGAGCUCAUUGUGUUUUCGUAUAAUGAAGUAACCGUCCAAUAAGAAUAGCUGAGAAAAAACAUGCAAUAUGAGUAUUCGAUAAUUGCGUCACAACUACACUGUUUUCAACUUAGGGCCACCUUAAAUGGAAAGGAUUUCAAGUUUUUUUUGUCAUGUGCUAUGUACAGAGAAGUAGAGUAUCCUUCUUCAACACAUGCAUGAAAAAUAAUUCUUUAUUUUGAUCAAUAAAUGUGGAAAUAAGCUUUAACACGAAAACGAGGCUCCAGGUUCGUUUUCGCGUUAAUGCUUUUUUCUAUAUUUAUUGAUCAAAAUCUUCGUGUUGAAGAAGGAUGUUCUGCUUGAAACCUUGAAAUCCUUUCCAUUUUAGGUGGUCCUAAGUUGAAAACAGUGUAGUUGUGGCGUAAUUAUCGAAAGAGUGUAUCGCGAUGAAUAAUAUUGAAUGAAAUUGAGACAAAGGAUUUGUUCACGGUGAGAUACAGUUCAACAUCAAACAGAGGUCGUCUAUAUUGUAUCUUAAAGUUUGCCAGGCUUCCAGAUCUUCAUAUUUUGACAGACUGAAAGAUAUAGAGUUUAUAUAAAGACAAAAGUUGACAUUUUUAAAUCGCGUUCUGCAAGUUCAUUUAUAGAAAAAAAAUAAGUUUUUUUCAGAAAUUAAAUCUCUUGAGUAUUUAUUUACUGUAAAGUUUCUGAUUAUAUAUUGUUUUAGGUUUAAUGUUCCUCAGCAAACACUGUCCAUUUCCUGAACAUAAAUCUGUGGUUUUUGGAGGGCAAGGAGAAAAUUUGGAUGGCAAGUUACCAUCCAGUUUCAGGGGACCAAAAUAUUCAAAAACGGACGCGAAUGGAUGCUUUUCCUAUCAUAAUAUGAAGGUAUCAUUGAUGUUUCAAACUGUAUAACUCUAUCAGUUCUAAACUGUUCUCCCUAGAGGUCCAGUAAGGAUCAUCUCUUAUUGAUCCAGUGUUACUACAGGAGGAAACCUAAACUAAACUAACUUUAUUUAUACUGGAUUGGUCUAUCAGUUCUAAACUGUUCUCUCUAGAGGUCCAGUAAGGAUAAUCUCUUAUUGAUCCAGUGUUAUACUACAUGAGGAAACCUAAACUAAACUAACUUUAUUUAUACUGGAUAACUCUAUCAGUUCUAAACUGUUCUCCAUAGAGGUCCAGUAAGGAUCAUUUGUUAUUGAUCCAGUGUUACUACAGGAGGAAACCUAAACUGAACUACAGUAAUACUGGAUACUUGUUCUAUCAGUUUUUAACUGUUCUCUCUAGAGGUCCAGUAAAGUCAUCCCUUAUUGAUCCAGUGUUGCUACAGGAAGGAACCGGAGUACCCAAACAGAGCAAACCGUUUCACAUAGGCGUACGAGAUACAAAUUUUUUUUUUUGAAAACCAUGGAAAUUCGGGCAAAUGCUAGAAAAAUCAAGAAAAUUCGGGCAGAUUUAUCAGAAAAUAGGUUAAAUUCGGGUAAUUUCAUUACAAUCCUCCAUAAAAAUUCGGGCAAACUUUCAACUGCCCCCUGGAAAGCAUCAAGCCGGUACGUCUAUGCCGUUUCGUAGUGAUAAACCCAAAUGACUUGUUCGAAAAUGAGAUUAAUACUGUACACGUUUAUUAUGAUUAUUUUCAGGAGCUGAGAACGUUACUUAAACUAUCUUAUGACUAUAAGAUCAUGAAGUAUCAGUUGGAUUUAAGAAAAAUGCUUGGCGAGGCAUUAUUGCCGUUGUUACGACAGUUGCCUACAAGUCACAAGUAAGGCCAACAUCUUGUGUUUCGCUUUGUUUACGUGUUGACAGAGUUUUCCUUCUAAACUGACAUUGACUAUUUUGGAUACCUUAGUCAACUCUAAAUUGUUCUUCCUAGAGGUCCAGUAAGGGUCAUCUUUAAUUGCACUAGUUUUACUACCGGAGAUCCUUGUGUACCCAGCGAAAACCUGUGGUGUUCGGUCGAGUCGAAUUGGAAGCACUCUUCUCACAUGUGACUCGGGGAAAAUUAUAAUCUUUACCCGAAUAAAGUCCAUAUAUACUCACAAACAUUUGCUAAUGAAAUGAUUUUCAGUAACAAAGGCUAAAAUUUUACUCGCAUUUUGCGAGUGUUAAGUUUGAGGCUUGCGUGUAUCUACGUAGGCCUAGUACCUGACUGAAACCAAAGAAGUACCGCUAAGACCGUAAUAUUGGCGUGCAUCAACACCAAUUGUUUGAAGGACUUUAUAUAUGCAACAAUUGCCUUUCAAUUCUCUUUCUCUCAUAAUUUAUCUUUUGUCACUAGGUCAUUUGUUCCACUUUGUCGUUCUGUCUACUCCAUUUUGUGUUGUGAAAGCAAAACGUUUCCCACUGUGGUAAAAGAUUGCUCUCCUGAAGACUGAGAAAUGAUGAACUCACAUUAAAAUAUGUUAGCGUAUUAUAUCCAAGGCCAAUUAAUUUAGUAUCAAUUUAAAUUUAUCAAA